AUGGGCCUGGACACUGUUGGGGAGUUAAAGGCUGCUUUCCUCAAUGUGGCUGUCGCCAUCUGGUGGCGCCUGCAAGGUAGGACAGCUUUUGAAAGUGACAUGGAAAUUGAGGAGACAGCCCACUCAGGGAGGGACCAAGACUUUAGAUCGCAGAGCGUCAAUCCAGGCCUUCCAGCCCGGGGCAGGGACAGAUUUCAGGGCGCUUGGAUGGAGGAAGAACGCCUGGCUCCUUCCAGCCUCUCGCCGACAUUGAGCGUUUCCUGGAAACGGCAGGCCUGGGGAGCUUUGGGCCCCAACGAUGGCAGCAUUCAAGGAAAGCUUGACUUUGAAAUCCGGAUGCAAAAGGGAAUAUGCAAACUCCUUUCCCUGAGUACUCAAAAAGAUCAGCUCUUACAUGCAGUUAAAAAUCUGAUGGUCUGCAAUGCUCGGAUAAUGGCUUAUACAGAAGAACUGGAGAAACUGAGAGAGCGGAUUGGACCUGAAAAACGAUGUGUGGAUUCUGAAAAAGAACGGACUGCUUGUAAAGGAAAAGUUGCAUUAUCAGAUAUUCGAAUACCAUUAAUGUGGAAAGACUCUGAUCAUUUCAGUAAUAAAGAAGGAUCACAGCGCUAUGCUAUUUUUUGUUUGUUCAAGAUGGGAACUGAAAUUUUUGAUACCAACAUGAUGAUUGUCAAUAAAACAAUCACUGACUUAUGUUUUGAAAAUGUAACUAUAUUUAAUGAAGCGGGGCCAGACUUCCAGAUAAAGGUAGAGGUCUAUAGUUGCUGUGUUGAGGAAGCAUCUCUAGCAAAUGCACCAAGAACACUUGCCAAGAGACUGAGAAGGUCUCUCAGUAAAACUACAGCAAAAAAAGUCAGUUGUAUGCUGCAAGAUGACCUUGAAACUGACUUUUAUUUCAACCCAGCAAAAAUGGGUGUAAAGUACAGUUUGCUAGCCCAUACUACUCUGACCUUGGAAAAUGCCGAUGAAAGCUUCAGGACCCACACUCUUACUAUUACUGGAAAUGAAGAGUCAUCAUUUUGGCUUCCCUUGUAUGGCAACAUGUGCUGCCGAUUAGUUGCUCAGCCAGCUUGCAUGGCUGAAGAUGCAUUCAAAGGAUUUCUUAAUCAGCAGCAAACGGUUGAAGGCCUAAUUAUCUGGACAAGGUUCUAUUCUGUGUUGAGAAGCGGCCAACUCUUCUGCUAUUACAGCCCAGAAGAAAUUGAAGCUAAAAUAGAACCCACUUUGGUAGUGCCUUUUAACAAGGAAACCAGAAUCCGUGCGAUGGAUAAAGAUCCCAAGAAAAAAGCCCAUCGCUUCUUCGUGAUCAACAUUAUAGAUGAUAAGGCCAUCACAGAGACAUUUGCAGCAGAUAGUCUGGAAGAGCUUCAGGAGUGGAUGGACGCCUUCAGGCAGCAUAUUUUUGACCUCAGCCAAUGGAAGCAUUGUUGUGAAGAACUUAUGAAAAUUGAGAUUAUGUCACCACGGAAACCACCUUUGUUCUUGACAAAAGAGGCGACCUCAGUCUACCAUGAUAUGAGCAUUGAUUCCCCAGUGAAACUUGAGAGUUUAACUGACAUCAUAAAGAAGAAAAUUGAAGAUACUCAUGGGCAGUUCCUCAUUGAAAAAGACUCAUCUUCCCGAUGGGGGGCGUUCUUUGACGGGACUCAUCAAAUAGUCUUGCAAAAAAAGGUUGUGUUGUCUCCAGUAAAAGACCCUUUAAAUACUAAUGAUGGGAAAGGGAAAAAAAGGCGAGCACCUCUGCCUCCUUCCGAUAAGCCACCAUGUAGCAUGAAAGGACCGGCGACAUCGGACCAAUUGGACAAGGAGAACUGGGAAAAGGACUUUGACUCUCGGGCCUCCUCUUUGGAUCCAUCCCUCAUAUAAGCUACAAGUGCGCCUUGUUGCUGCUUCCCAGUAGAGAUGAUAAUUUAGGGUGAUGAGAUCUCAGCCUCUUGAGGUACAAUGUAGAGGCCAAACUGGGGCCAGGGCCAGGACAGAAAUCUACCAAAGACAUUCUUCAAGAAUAAUUCCGGGUUCUUCAAGAUUGUCUUUGAAUUGUUGCAAUCCCAAAUGUAACUCUUAAUGAAUACAUGGCUUAGCCAAAGCCGGUGUUGGUUCCUAUUUGUCAUUGGGACUUGUUCCUUCAGAGUCAUUGAGAUGUGUUGCUACUUAAUGACUGUGGUAAUUAUUCAUAUUGCAAUAGAUAGUGAUUUGCAUCAAUGGUUUAUAAUAGUGUAACUAAAUAUUAUAGUUAGGGAAGAAAAUAGGGGUUUUUUUAAAAUUUUUUUUGUUUUUUGUAGUUUUUUUUUUUUUUUUUGGGGGGGGGGACCAUUUUCCAUGCUUAACUGUCUCCAUUCAGUUUCCAUAAUAGAAUGAAUGAGUCAGAUUCUAAAUGUAGUCUUACAGUCUGGAAGAGUUAACUUGCUCCCACCUCAACACCAGGGUAUAAACUUUGCCCCCAGGGAAAACAGAGUGAAAAAAUUGAGGGUUGUUGGGGAGAGAAUUCCUAGUUAUGUUAUUAAAUAUGUGUCAUAUAUUCAUCCUGUGAAUUUUAAUGGGAAUCAAAGUUUGUUUUAAUUCAUAUUUCAAAAGUUUUAUUCAAACCACAAAUUGCCGAAUCCACCCAAGAAAGUUUCUUUAAUAUUCUGGAAUUUUCAUCUGACAUUUCACUGGCUCCAAUUCAGUAUUAGUCACCAGUUUAUAGACUUGACCUUUUAAAUUCUUGGGAUAAAUUCUGGAAUCAGAUUGAAUUCUUCAUCUUUAAAAGGAAUUUUUAAUGCACUAUUUAAAAUUGUUUCCUUGAUGAGACCCGUAGCUAUGUUUUACCAUUAAUCCCUGAAAGUCAAAUACAUCCAAUUUUGGCCUAUAGAAAUGAUACACGACAACAUGUUCUAUGCAUUAUUGAACAAGAAAUACGCUUUCUAUCCAGUGCUAAUUUCCUAUUGUGUAACAUUGGAUUUUCAAACUUUGGUUUGUAAUUGAGUGCUUGGCCAACAUUUUAACAUUUAAUUAGUAGCUGUGUUCAAAGGAGAUGGCAGAUUAGGAAUUCUCAGAAAAGUUGAGUAUGGUAUUAAUUUUCCAUAUUAAACACAAAUAAAUAGCAUUCAUAUUAAAUCUGAUCUUUCUUUCUUAGUUAAAGGUUUAUAAUCUGUUGUCUCUGUUAUCUACCUAAAGUCAGAUUCUUACAACAGUGACAUAAUUUCCAUAGGUGGUAAUUUCCAUAGCAACUAAUCAUGGUGACAGAAAUGGGAUUAUGAAUUCAAGGAGAAGAAUAAACAGCAGGAACAGAUGAACACCUUAAAAGGAACAAAAAAUCCUUUUCUUGUUAUAAUGUUUCUUGUAAGCUAGAACAGAGGAUUGGUUCUUAAAAAUAUCUAAUCCAAAUUUCCAGACAAAGCAUUUUCCAUAAGGUGUCAGUAGCAACACUAACCAUCUCAAAUCCUGCUGAAUUCUAAAUGUUGUUGGAAGAAGGAAAUAAAAAUACAAGGAUUAAAUUACUGCCCUGUUCUCUAAUCUCUGGGGAUCUUUUUAAAGCUAUUAAAAGCUCCAAAUCUUGGAUCAGGACUGCAUUAUUACAAUGUAGAAUAAGUACUUGGCCAAAAGGGUCUCUGUUAAUUUAAUUGGAGCCUUUAUUUUUUUUUCCCGAUAAUAUCUAUUGCCACAUAUGUAAUAUUUAUGUCUGGAAUGUGUGUGCUUAUAUAUGUACAUAUAUGUAUGUAGAUGUCUAAUUUGUGUAUAGGUGAACACGUAGAGUGAUGCCAUUUUGUUGGUAGCAGGACAUGUACUAUAUGUGUGUGUGUGUGUGUGUGUGUGUGUGUGGUCAAGAUGUAUACAAAGAAUGAGGGAGAAUUUCCCAAUCCCUGGAAGAACAAGGAGAGACAAGAUCCUUAGCGUGCAGGCAAAUCUGAAUGGCUAGCUAGGGUAAUUUAUGGAAGAUUCUGCUUGUGAAAUCCUAGAAAUAAAACUAACUUCCUUUCUCUAGUGAAAGAAGUUUAUAUUAGUUGCAGUUUUGAUUGCCCUUUUAACAGAUGACAUUGAAAGUCAAAAAGGAAAAUACUGGUAUUAAAAUGUAAAAUAAUUCAUGUAAAAUAAUUCUUUUUUUUUUUAAAUAGGACUGUUUUAGAUAGUAUUUUGUGUCAUCUGUUUCUACUUAAUUGUAUAUCUAGACUACGCCAGAGGCAAAAUGGCUUGUGUCACUGGAAUGGGCCAUUCUCUCUUUCAUAGUUGGAAUCACUUUAUGUCUAACCUCUCUUGAAACUUUUGAAUUCCAUCCUUCUCAUUUCUCAUGUAAAUUACAGCAGGGAGAGAUUUUAGUUUGAUGUGAGUUAAAAGUUCCUGGCUACAAAAAUAAUUUACACACCAGUCGUACCUCUCCUCAGUGGACGACUUUGAAGGUCUCAGAGUUGGAUAUCUGUUUCUAUGCCAUUGGACAUGGAUGAAUUGGAGCCCUUUAACAGUCCUCCUAAUGACCUCUUGUUUACUGAUGGACUGAGACCAAGAAUAACAGGUUCUCUUUAUUUUAGAAUUUUUAUUUUAUUUUUUCAGCUAAUAAGUAUCUUUUCUCUGCCUCUCACUGUCCCCUUUCAUGAAAGAGAAAAAAAGAAAAGGCUUUUUAACAAAUAUGCAAUCAAGUGAAGCAUGUUCAUAUUCAACAAUGACUAUCUAAUUGUACAUCUUGGAUCAUAACUUCUUUUGUAAAUAAAAGGAAUAGUAAUAAUUCUCAUUUGUAUAGCACUUUAAGGUGUGCAGAGUGAUCAUAGACAGAUUAUGUGAAUAGAUCCUAAAUGGGCAAGUGUAGAUGGAAUAUAAAUAGUAUACAAAGGAAAAUUUAUAUUGAUAAUUUAAUAGAAAUGUAUACAAACUGAAUAAUCAUUAAGCAGAAUACCCAACAUGAGAUGCAAUAAAGACUUAGCCUAGAGUAAUCUGAAACUACUUCUGAAUCCCAAGUAAAUUGUCUGCCCUUUAAGUUUCACUGACUCUGAGGUAUCUCCAGUACACAUUUGUGCACUGAAGGAAAUAACUUAUUAUUGUUACCAUAAUGUCUGGAAAGAGUUAAAUUGCCCCCAAAAAGACAAAACCAGGCAGUUUCCUCUCUUGCUCUUGGUGAGAUCUGGGCCCUAUUUGCUUACAGUUUAUUAGAUUAAGUAACAUGAGAGCCUGGAGUAUAGUAAAAAGUAUUUUAAGUUGUACAUUUUUCCAUUAUGCUCUGGUGUAGACAACUACAUAAUUACCAUUAGGAUAUCUAUGUUAGUUUAAAAAAAAAUCUAGGAUAAAUUAAUGAAACUUCUUUCCAAAGCUGUUGUAAUAGAACAGGGACUUCACUGUCUCAUAGCUAUACCGUGGCCUAAUAAAUGUCAUCACUCUAGAUGUUAAAGUGAAAAGAUAUCUCCAUAAAGUAAUAUGCUUCCUAGAAACAACUUCUAAGGAAAUAUGCCUCUAAACAGAUUAUAUGUAAUAUACAUAACAUAUAAAUAGUACAAAAACAUAGAAAAUGCUAGAAUAGGACUACAUUAAUGGCUCCCCCAAAUCUUCCUAUUUUAAGAAUAGUUUAUUUGUCAAUUGAUAGUUUUGGUCAGUCAACUAAAGCAUUUCCUAACCCAAAGUAAUUUUUCUAUUUUAAUCCUAAAUAUUUUUUUAUCUCCAAGAUUUUAAAUUUACCAAUGGUAUAGACUAGAAAGAUGCUAUUUUUUCCCCUAGACAAACACAAUGAAUUGAAUGUUUUCUGGAAUAGGAUUUGUCUUCCCUUUGUCUCUCACAUACAUACCCCUUGAAAGACAUUGUUGUUAUGCAAAAAGCUUCCAUCCCUCUCUCUAUUCUCUUCAUAAAGAUUUUUUUUUGAAGGGACUGAGUUAAAUCCAUGAUGAAGUUCAUCAAGGACCUGUUCAUUUUAUCUCAUUUCCAAUAAAUAUUAGCAGUUUAUGACACAGAAUAAUGUAUGCUGAGUUGUAAAAAAAAAAAAAAAAUGAAAAAAUGAAAAAAAAAGCUGGCUCAGCUUUAAUGGGCUGUCCUUUCAAAUUCCUUGUUUGCUCUUUUAAAUUGUCUCUUUGUGUAGACAGACGUAAACUUGAAACAAAGCCUUUUUUGACUGGAAACUUAAACCCGGCCUUGUUAAUGAUAACCUAAUUGGUGGAACUCCAGAGAGCUAAGAGAUAUAUGGCAAUUCUGUGAUGAUAUUCUGAUGCUCUGAAAUGACUGGUUGCAAAUUUGCUUUUUAUAUCCUGCUAUGUGAAUUCCCUAUAAUAAGCAUUAGUGUAUUUUUAAGCAUCGACAGUCACAGUGUGGUUAAAUACAAAAAUAAUAGAAUCACAGAGUGGGGACAGAGAUGUAAAUCUAGAAGGCAUUUGGUUAGCAUAUAAUUUACACCUCCUAAGGUAAACAGCUUUGCAGAAAAUAUCAGACAGGCCAAUUCUCCGGUGAGUUUUGCAAAAUCCAUUUUAACUUUCUCAAGUACCCCCCUGACCUGGGAGAGCGCCUUUUUUAAGUGGAUUCAAAUGUAUGUGGAAAGUGAAAUCCAUUUAUAAAUGCCUUAUCUUUGCCCUUUAGGGUUCUAUUAAAUGUAUUUUACCUGGUACUAUUAAAAAUGGAAAUUGUGAUGAUUUAGAGACAACCCAUGUAAGGUCACUUAGACAUGUUUGUAUUGUAUAAGCAGUCAAGUAUUUCUUCAGGCAUGGAUUCAAGCACCUCAGCCACCUGCUGAGAAGUUAAUUAGUUCAGCCCCAAAUGGAAUUAUAGGGCAGUGUGGCACAAUUUAUGUGAAAUGGCAUUUUAGAAAGCAAUCACCUGUAAUGCGGGGGUUGGAGAGCAGAGGUAGUAGAGAUAGAACUGGCAGAGAAAUGCCAUCGCGCCCAGAAUAUUUUUUUCGAUAUGGUAGGAAUUUAGCAAAACACAAAUUGUAUUUUUAAGAGUGAAAUAUUAAAACACUAAUUAAACUUUAACUGAUGACAGUUUAAUUUCCUGGUACAUCUUAAACGUUCCAUUAGUCUUAAACCGUAAUGUAGAUGGCGAUGUCUUUUUACGCUUACAUUUCAAAGGCAUUGCCGUAGUUAAAUGUUUACAUAUUUACUUUUAAUUGCUUUAUGGGUACUAAUCAUAAGCAAAGGUUUGUUCUGGAUGGUCUAACUUUGCAGUUAAUACUUUUUAGCCUUAACAACUAGGAAGUACCUACUUUGUUGUUUUUUAUUUAAAAAAAUAAAAAUCUUUUCAACUGACAUGAAA
Messenger RNA from Antechinus flavipes (yellow-footed antechinus), 7197 nucleotides. It is a transcript of the gene RTKN2, whose product is annotated as rhotekin 2. The transcript is spliced from 13 exons. The record is from RefSeq and is a predicted model, not a curated record. The coding region runs from base 1 to 1866 and encodes 621 amino acids. NCBI's taxonomy places the organism in Eukaryota, Metazoa, Chordata, Mammalia, Dasyuromorphia, Dasyuridae. Gene Ontology annotation, biological process: signal transduction; positive regulation of cell population proliferation; hemopoiesis.